Torulaspora delbrueckii is the source of this 3192-nucleotide messenger RNA. It is a transcript of the gene SGD1, whose product is annotated as Sgd1p. The transcript has a single exon. Gene Ontology annotation, cellular component: nucleolus. The record is from RefSeq and is a predicted model, not a curated record. Gene Ontology annotation, molecular function: protein binding; RNA binding. Lineage: Eukaryota; Fungi; Ascomycota; Saccharomycetes; Saccharomycetales; Saccharomycetaceae. The coding region runs from base 1 to 3192 and encodes 1063 amino acids. Gene Ontology annotation, biological process: ribosomal small subunit biogenesis.
AUGGCGAGCAAGCAUGGUAUAAGGAUUCCAGGACUGUUGUUGGAUGAGCUGAAGAGCCGCGAUUAUAGUAAAGACGACAGAUUUAAUGAGCCUGCUAAGGCCAAAGGCAAGAAACGUAAUCCCAAAGGUCAGCUAGGUAGAAAAGAGAGAAGGAAGCAACAGAGGUUGGAGAAGAAAUCUACUAAGAAGGGCAAAACUUCAGGUGAAGAUGUGCGAUUGAAGACAAAGGAAAUAGCUAAGGCUAAGCCUAGUAAAGUCAAAUACGAAGAGUCUGCGCCUGCUAACAAGAAAAGUAAGGAAAUCAAGACAGAUCUACCCUUCUCUUCAGAUGAUGAGCUUUCUUCGGGGGACUUUGACGAGUUUGAUGAGGAUGAUCUGGAUGAGGAAGAAUGGGAACAACUACGAGAACUCGAAGGUGAAGUCGGCGGAGAAAGUGAUGAAACCUCGGAAGUUAAUGAGUUUGAGGAAGAGGAGGAUCUUGAUGACGAGGAAUUGUCUGAGGACGGUAAGGACCAUGACGGGAUGUCCGUCGAAGAAACAAUGGCAGCGCUGAAGGCUAUGAAGCAGAAGAAAGUAAAAAAAAUGCAAGACAAAGAAGUAGUAGAAGAAGUAGAAGAUGAGGACAUGGAUGAGGACGAAGGUGAGGAUGAGGAUCAUCACGAGAAUAAUCUAUCGGAAGAGGACGAAGAGUCUGGUGAUAAGGAGAUGUCCGUUGAAGAGACGAUGGCCGCACUUAAGGCCAUGAAAGCAAAGAAGAAUAAAAUGAAAGAUACAAAGAUCAAUAAAUUAGAGGAAGAAGAGGUAAGUGAUGAAAGUGAAGGCAAGGAAAUAUCUGUGGAAGAAACAAUGGCUGCACUAAAGGCUGCUAAAGAGAAUAAAAAGAAGACUGAACGUUUUCCAGCCAGCGAAAAGAAAGAUAAAAAAAGACCAAAAUCAAAGGUCAUAGAAGUUGACUACCCAAUGGCUCCCUCUGAUCGUGCAGCCGCCGAACGGGAUGAAAUGGACAUGCAAUACUAUGCCAAGAAGCUUGGUCUGAAAGGUAAAUCCAAAAAAAUUCACGCAAGGGACGAAUUUGAUGCCAUAGGUGGUCUUCUAGACGGCCUGGAUUAUUUUGAUGGUUACGGGGCUGAGGAUGAGGACUACGGUGAGUAUGCCUAUGGUGAUGAUCGCCGCAAAGAAUCAUCCGAUGAAGAGCAGGAUGGCGAAGAGGUUCCGGCUUUUGGAUCAGAUGAUGAGCUAUCGUCCGGAGAUUUUGAUGAAUUUGACGAAGAUGACCUUGAUGAAGAAGAAUGGGAGCAGCUUCGAGAGCUUGAGGAAAGGGAUGAUGAAAGUGGGGACGAUGAGAAAGCCAAAAUAAAAGGGAAAAGAGUCAAAGAAAAUCCUCUUGUUGCACCAAUUGAGCCAGGAACUGAGGCCUAUGUUCCACCAUCACUCAGGAAAAAGAUGUUGGAAGGUGAUGGGGAAUCGGCUGUUGAAGUUGAAGUCAAAAAAAGUGUUAAGUCAUCGCUUAAUAAACUAUCAGAUUCCAACUUGACAGUAAUUAUCAGCGCUUUGAACGACCUCUAUGCCAAACAUGCUAGACAAAUUGUUACCAAAGUAAUCAUUGACCAAGUCAUCGACAUCAUAGGACAAAGGAACAAGUUGCUAGACAGCUUUAUUAUCAAUUACUCGGCCAUCUUAUAUUCUCUUUGGAGGCUAAGAGGCACUGAGACUGGGGCGUCAUUCAUACAGUCGGUCGUUGAGUCGUUUCUUAAUCAUUUUGAAGAGCAGAUUACAAGGUUAGACAAGAAGAAGACUGAAGAUCAGGACGAAAUUGUUCUUCUCUCCAAGGAACCCGCAAAUCUUUUGAGUUUACUUGCCUACUGUUACAACUUUGGUCUCAUAUCAAGUAAGCUGAUUUACGAUUUAAUCCGCAUUUUUGUUGAAGCUCCAAAUGAACUGACUACAGAGCUACUUCUUAGGAUUAUUUCUAUCUCAGGGUCGCUAAUUCGUGGUGAUGACCCAUCUGCUUUGAAAGACAUCAUAUCAGUAUUGUUAACUAAUAUCAAAUCCAUCGAGAAGCAACCUCCGAGAAUGAAGUUUUUGCUGGAUACAGUAUCUGAUCUGAAGAACAAUAGACUGAAACCAUCUAUGGUGGCCACAUCGCACCAAAAUAUGAAGAAGUCGUUAAAUUCAUUCCUUAACGUCGGCUCAACUUCCAGUGAAGCGCUACUAGUUUCGCUGGAUGACAUCAAAAAUGUUGAUACUAAAGGUAAGUGGUGGUUAAUUGGUGCUUCCUGGAAGGGCAAUAUGGAUAGCGCAUUCGAAGAGGCGCCAGGUGGAGGCUCCAAAGUGUCUACCAACGGUGGCAAUCAUAUGACCAUCGAUGACGAUUUGUUGGAUGACACACCUGACUGGUCAGAAAUUGCCAGGCGGCAACGUAUGAAUACAGAUAUACGUCGUGCAAUUUUCAUUAGCAUCAUGUCUGCACAAGACUAUAUGGAUGCUUUCACCAAACUUGAAAAAUUGAACCUGAAGAAGAAGCAGGCUCUAGAGAUUCCUAGAGUGAUACUUCAUUGUCUGUCCCAAGAUGGGGCCAGUAAUGGGUACAAUCCAUAUUACGCGGCACUUACAAAUAAGUUAUGUGAGAAUCAACAUGGUUUGGUGAAAUCCUUUCAAUUCCAGUUCUGGGAGAUUGUGAAAGCAUUUGAGGAUGAUGGGUUAGAAAGGGAUGUGGAAGAUAACGAAGAUCUCGACGAAGACAGAAGAUUGAAGAAAAUAGCGAACCAAGGAAAAUUUUUCGGAUCAUUGAUUGCAGAAGGCACUUUGAAACUCGAUGUACUCAAACACGUAUCUUUGAUAAGUGGUUUGACAUCGGAUGGUGUUCAAUUUAUGGAGCUUUUACUGUUCCAGAUGUUAUUAAGCGCAGCUAAAAGAUCAGAAGUUAAGACAAAAGACGCUAAUAACAAGAAAAGCAUAACAUACCGUGAUGAUAUUCUUCACAACAUUUUGGCAAAUGGCAUCAAGAGCGAAAAUAGGCCCAUUAUUUUGAAGGGACUGCGAUUCUUCUUGAAGAAGCAUUUUAAAUACAAGAAUUAUAUCGCAAUGGGUCCCGGAGAUAAAAGUUAUGAUAGAGAUACAAGAAGACUGAAGUGGGCAGUCUCCAAAUUUGCUGAGCUCAUAGACGAGGAGCUUGAAAACGCCGAUUAUUAG